This is a messenger RNA of Chiloscyllium plagiosum (whitespotted bambooshark), 1002 nucleotides long. RefSeq lists its product as uncharacterized. The record is from RefSeq and is a predicted model, not a curated record. Gene Ontology annotation, molecular function: DNA-binding transcription repressor activity, RNA polymerase II-specific; RNA polymerase II cis-regulatory region sequence-specific DNA binding. Gene Ontology annotation, cellular component: nucleoplasm; nucleus. Lineage: Eukaryota; Metazoa; Chordata; Chondrichthyes; Orectolobiformes; Hemiscylliidae. Gene Ontology annotation, biological process: regulation of cytokine production; negative regulation of transcription by RNA polymerase II; regulation of immune system process.
AUAUGUCAGAAUAUCUGUUUAAAUUGAGCCGUGAGCUUUCCCAAUGUAGACAGGGCUCCUGGAAACGUGGCAGUGUCCCCCCUGCAGCUGCAGAGCGAGACAGGAGAGUUUGUUUUUGUGAAUGAGCAGUUGUAGCGCGAGGUGGCUGUUGCAUGGUGACGGUGAGGCUCCCCCGGCCCCGCCCAUCCCCCCGUGCAGACGUCACGCGGGGGCGAAGGCGGUUGGGAGGAGAAGUCGCUCGAGCGGGGAAGCGGCGGGAGGGCGGCCGUUAGGAAAAUGGCGCCGUGCGGCCCGGGGCAGACACCCGUCACUGGGCACCGCCGCCUUCCUGGCGCAGCUGCUGUGUCACGCCCACACCGGCCGGCUGUACAGCAGCCAGGAGCCGGUGAGCAUUCUGGAGGCGGAUGGGGUUAAGGGCCUGCUUGGGAACUCGUCGGCCGCCUGGGUGGUGGAGUUCUACUGGUCGUGGGGCGGCCCCUGUGUCAACUAUGGGGCCACCUGGAAGGUACUGGGCCCGGGAGGUGAAAGGACCACCAGAAUCGUUCUCCGUAUUCUAAAAGUGGCCUCACCAACAUCCUGUACAACCUCAACAUGAUGUCCCAACUCCUUUACUCAACAGUGUGAACAAUUAAGAGUAAUUGAAAAUCUGAAGUCCAAAGUUUCAAAAACCACAGAUGAAGGGCUUCCGCCUGAAGCAUCGACUCUCCUCUCCUGCUCCUCAGAUGCUGUCUGACCUGUAUUUUUCCAGCUCUACACUUUUCGACUCUGACUCUCCAACGUCUGCAGUCCUCACUCUCACUGUCACUCGAUCCAUUGGGACCACAACAAUUUUCGACUGUCCUUCUGUGAGAAGGAGCAAAGCUUUUUGGUUCCUGUUUGAGUACGUUUUCAGUAUCAGUGGGAUUAGAUGAGAAACCCUACUGUUGCAGUUCACUGAGUGUGGAGUCUGAAACAGUUAUACGGCCUGGAAAGAGGAAUUCACUGCAGGGAGGGACUCUACAC